GUUAACAUGGUAACGACAGUGAUGAGUAUGUUCCGAUAGUUAACUAUUCAGAGAUUCGAAAUGUAAUCAUGAGUGAAGUAGUUAAUUAUCGCCAAGAAAACUAAAACGCCUAGUUAGUUUUAGUUGAACAUCAAACAAGCAUGUUUGGACAAUUGCUCAUCACAUGCAUACGAGGCCUUGUUGCUCUACUGAGUAUACAAUAUCACAUGGCCAGCGGUUGCACAAACUGUAUGACGUCAAUACCACGGACGUCUCUGAUUGGUCACGAAUUCAUGACGUUGCCCAAUACGGAUAUUCAUCAGUGUUACCAGCGCUGCAAGAGAGAGAUUCUGUGCCAGAGCCUGAACUACCUUCUGAGUAGCAACACAUGCUACUUGAAUACAAAGAUUAUCGGCGAGAAACCGGAAGAUGAAGUAAAGAACAUGGAUGCCACUUAUUUUGAGAACCCUAAAAGAGCACCAGCACCAUCUGAAUGCAUCGACUACACAGUUUUGUCGGAGCCCGAUCGUAACAUCAACUACGUCAACACGGACGACAAGUGUGACAAUUCACUAGGAACGAAGUGGUAUCGAUUCACCGGCGACGGCGGUACGAUGCUCCCUACCUACGAAGUGCCGAGGCUGCGUUGUAACUCGAGAGCUAGUGGCUACAUGAAUGGCACUCACCCCUCCCUAGAGGAAGGAAUUGUGUCGCGCAAAGUUUGUUUUCGCGAGUUUAUCGACCCAUGCAGAUCGAUUAAUAUUCGAGUAAGGAAUUGUGGACCGUAUUAUGUUUAUGAGCUCGUGAGCUCAGUAACCUGUUUUGCACGAUAUUGUACGGUCUGAAGCCCCGCAGCCACGUGUAGCCACUGACUCGCAAAUUCAGAUGAAUUAGUACGUAUUGUGUACAAGAAAAUCUAGUUCUUAAAGUUCGUUGCGAGCAUCGAAAGCCGACGAAAGCUUUUGAUCUAUACUUUCAAUUUACGGGAAACCGAUCCUUCAUAACCCAUAGACGAAGAAUGGCUUUCAAAACGAAGACAAAGAAUAUCCACUUAGCAAAACAGCAACAUUAGGAAGAUGCUUGAAUAUUUUGAUUUGAAGAGAGAACCUUCAAAGUGAUGGAUGGAUAGUGGAAACGUUAGCGCGAUUGCAGACUCUGUCAAAAUUAAUGUAUUCAAAUUUAUUGAAAUGACGUCACGGAACGCGAUUAUUGCCGGCGUUGCGUAGACGCUACGAGAGUAUAUUUUCGCGAGUCAGCGGCUGCACGUAGGCUAGAGGCCGCGAGGUAACAGCGCUCGUCUUUCACGCGAAAACGAUGAGAAAAACGGAACGACUUGGAAACGCUCUCCAGAGUGGAACCAUUUGAAAACAAUUCCCUUUCGGUGCCGUGUGUACGCGCGAACUUUUCGAAAUGGAAAACGUCAUUGAUGCAAUGUAAACAAGCAAAAUAGCGGGAAAGCGCAUGCGCUGUAGAGUUUUUUUUUUAUGUUUUCGUAUCGUUUCUAUGAUUUCGUGAAAAAAGCGACGUGUGUUCAAAUGGGUGCGUUGUCAAACUAAAACGGAUACAGGGGGACGGGGUCUCACAUUGCUGGACCAAAAAUGCUUGUGCUGCCUUUGAGAGAGUUGUGAGGCAGUUAAUUAACAUUUCUCGAGCUGUAUAAUAGUCAACCGUGCAACAAGGCGGUGCCAGAAAUGGUGGCCGUGGCUGGCGCUCGAAACACUAACAAAUCACCCGAGAUGUUAUAGGUUUGAGAAAUGAUGUGGAUAUUAUAGGUCUGAGAAAUGAUGUGGAUUAAUCAGGGAUUAUUUAUUGCAAUGCAUGACUUCUGUAAAACUUUAGUGUUGACUUUUAAAUAAAGACAAAGGUUAUAAGUC
Molecule: messenger RNA, 1853 nt
Organism: Nematostella vectensis (starlet sea anemone)
Lineage: Eukaryota; Metazoa; Cnidaria; Anthozoa; Actiniaria; Edwardsiidae
Product: pancreatic secretory granule membrane major glycoprotein GP2
Exons: 3
Coding region: 141-824 (227 amino acids)
Source: RefSeq, a predicted model, not a curated record